UCUUUCGCGGAACUCUCACGGCACAUCAUCGCAUCACCGAUUUCUUGCGCGCCCGGAGGCAUUUCUCUAAUUUCCAUAAAUCGGAAUAAGGAUCAGCUGCAAUGGCACUAAGCCGUAUCUAUACAGCAAAGUUGGCCUGUGCUACCAAUAAGAAUGUCCUGCCAGCGAUCGCUACCUUCGUGCGCAAUGCAUCCGACAGCACAGACCUGAAGGCUAUUCUGACGGAAAAGGUACCGAAGGAGCAGGAGCGUAUCAAGAACUUCCGCAAGCAGCAUGGCGGAACGAAAGUGGGCGAAGUCACCGUCGAUAUGAUGUACGGUGGUAUGCGUGGAAUCAAGGGGCUGGUGUGCGAGACCUCCGUGCUUGACCCCGAUGAGGGCAUCCGCUUCCGUGGGCUGUCGAUCCCCGAAUGCCAGCAGGUGCUCCCGAAGGCUCCAGGUGGUCAGGAACCACUGCCGGAGGGUCUGUUCUGGCUGCUGAUUACCGGUGAUGUCCCGUCGAAGGCGCAGGUUGAUGCGUUGUCCCGCGAGUGGGCCAACCGCGCUGCCCUCCCUUCGCACGUCGUUACGAUGUUGAACAACAUGCCAGCGACGUUGCACCCGAUGUCGCAGCUGUCCUGCGCCGUGACCGCACUCAACCAUGAGAGCAAAUUCGCCAAGGCGUACUCGGAAGGUGUGCACAAGAGCAAGUACUGGGAGUACGUGUACGAGGACAGCAUGGACCUGAUCGCGAAGCUGCCCGUCAUCGCCGCCACCAUCUACCGCAACACGUACCGGGAUGGAAAGGGCAUCGGUGCCAUCGACCCCAAGAAGGAUUGGUCGGCCAACUUCACCAAGAUGUUGGGCUACGAGGACGAGAAGUUCACGGAGCUGAUGCGUCUGUACCUGACGAUCCACAGCGAUCACGAGGGCGGCAAUGUGUCGGCUCACACCGUCCAUCUGGUCGGUUCGGCCCUGAGCGACCCCUACCUCUCGUUUGCCGCCGGCAUGAACGGUCUCGCUGGUCCGCUGCACGGUCUCGCCAACCAGGAGGUGCUCGUGUGGCUGCAGAAGCUGCGCAAGGAGCUCGGCGACAAUGCCAGCGAGGACAAGGUGAAGGAGUUCAUCUGGAAGACGCUCAAGUCGGGCCAGGUCGUGCCCGGCUACGGUCAUGCCGUCCUGCGCAAGACCGACCCGCGCUACACCUGCCAGCGCGAGUUCGCCCUCAAGCACCUGCCCAACGACCCGCUGUUCGGACUGGUUUCGAACAUCUACAAGGUCGUCCCACCAAUCCUGACCGAGCUCGGCAAGGUCAAGAACCCGUGGCCGAACGUAGACGCCCACUCCGGUGUGCUGCUCCAGUACUACGGCCUGAAGGAGAUGAACUACUACACCGUGCUGUUCGGUGUGUCGCGUGCCCUCGGCGUGCUGGCCUCGCUGGUGUGGGACCGCGCCCUUGGUCUCCCGAUCGAGCGCCCCAAGUCGAUGUCGACCGAUGGACUGAUGAAGGCCACUGGCGCUAAGUAAAUUCCCACACCCACCGCCUCCCCUUCAACGCCACCCAAAAACACAACACACAUCCUUUGCACUCGUAAUCAUAAGAUUCAUCGAAAAGAGUAAUUUAAAUACACCUUCGCAACAUAUGUACACAUACACUACACACACACAAAUACACACAAACUACCUGCUCGCCCGCCUUCCUGCGUCCACGUUACAAUCCCCUCAGCCCCACUCCUUCCUUAGCGGAAAACCCGAGCAAGCGAUAUUAUUAUUUAACGCUCGGCAAAGAAGCACCGAAUCGAUGUCACCCUGGGACGAUUUAGUGGAGGGAAGUAUCAACUUGCAACCAAAAACUACCAAACUCUGAGAUAAUACCUGAUUAACGAAAAGAAAAGUGAACAAAAAAGCACUUAACAAACUUAAAACGUUGUAGCUUUUAAAAGUAAACUAUUGUGCAAACAACCGAAAGCUUAAUGGAAACAACAUUGAACAGGACGAGAACAAACGAUAAUUACAUGCUAAUAAUAAUGAUGUCGCUCUCUCGUAGAGAGUGACGCAAAACCAAUCAAAACCUCCCUAUCUCGAGUCUGCGGAUUGAAACGAAACGACAUAGGAAAGGAGAACGAGAUCCUUUUCCGGAAAGAAGUUGUUCUGUGUGUGUGUGUAUGUUGGGAGGGGGCUCGUAUGGGAUGCGCACGCAGUUGGCCAGUCUCGGUGGAGUUGUUGGAGUUGAUGCAGUGUAUCUAUGGAGGGAAACAAGUAGAUGAAUUACUGGAUCCGAAUAAUAUUUAACUAGAAGCCAAGCCCAAGUUUCUAGGGGUAGUGUUCAUUAAAGUAGCGACCAGGUCGACCAGGAGCGAUAAUAUCGUUUGUAGGGGAUAGUUGUGUUCCUUUACCACUUGUGUACUCAACUCUUCUUGGACGCACGCCACACGGCGUGUCUUAGUCAAAUAGUUUCGUCCUUCGUUUCGCGCCUGGCGAGAAUCGUGAACCCCUAAUGCAUUAUUUGGUUUUAAGCACCGUUUAUGAACUUAAUUAGCUUAAAAAGAUUGAAUUUAGAUUGCUCGGCUUUGUUUCUCUUUCUUAGUAUACUUCGUUGAUGUACAAGGUGCGUGUGUGUAUUUUUAUGCUUGUGAAAAUGGGUUUUUGUGAUGCAGUACAAUGCAGGUCAGGUAACAAACUAGUAGAAGAUGAUUUUUUUCAUUGAACCGAUGUUGGAACGUGUUCGGAUGUCUAUUUGUGCUGCUUGUGUUUGUACCAUUUAUAGUAGGAUAUUGACAAAUGAUGUUUUUAAUUUAUUGGAUUUGAGAAAAUAAGACACGUGCUUCAAUGGCAUCAACUCUGAGGAACUGUCUUUGGCCUCCGUACAAAUAAACUGCACUUUCAUUCGCAGAAAUACACCUGCAUUUGGUUCUCAUCCUUCUUCACGAUACACUUCGAGUGUUAUAAUGAUAUGAUAUUACUUCUUUCGGUAAAAAUGAAUGACUUGGGCUGAUGAAGUCCAAAAACUUAAGGCACACCAAAUGGCAGCACUCAAAUAGCAAAACCAAAUUAGUAAAUCUUCUGACAAUAAAUGACAA
This is a messenger RNA of Anopheles coustani, 3058 nucleotides long. RefSeq names its product probable citrate synthase 2, mitochondrial (gene kdn). Bases 102 to 1505 code for a protein of 467 amino acids. NCBI's taxonomy places the organism in Eukaryota, Metazoa, Arthropoda, Insecta, Diptera, Culicidae. Gene Ontology annotation, biological process: tricarboxylic acid cycle; carbohydrate metabolic process; citrate metabolic process. The record is from RefSeq and is a predicted model, not a curated record. The transcript is spliced from 5 exons. Gene Ontology annotation, cellular component: mitochondrial matrix.